CCUGGUAUUUUUUUUUUUAACAUUACACUGCUGCAGUCAGGUGACACAAGAUGAAUUAGUCAGAGUGUGAGAAGUUAUCACAUGUUCGCGAAGUUCCCGUGUGUUAAAUAUAUGAAAAGGAAGGUGGCGGUUUGGACUUGUUUUGUGUGGAUUUUGCUUUGACAAUGGAUGACUGGCAUCCUUUGCUUCCCCCAGCUAUACAGGAAUAUGAAGGCCUGCAAAGGAGGCAUGAAGCAGCAACUCAGGAGUGUAAGAUACUGGAAGAGGAACGAGAUGAGGCAAUUAAGAAGCUCGAUGAGUUUCAACAAGUGUCUGUGAGGGUCAUCGAAGAGGUCGCUGCCAUUCAGGAGAAACUGGAGACGGAGAGAAUGUGUCGAGAAAGCGCUGAAGCCCUGGCCUCCAAGUUGAACCAUCGGAACAACUCUUUGAAACGGAAGAGCGUGAUGUUGAUGUCUCGCCUCAGCCCAGAGACCGUCGGCGAGAUAAACCUUGAGGAUGAAGAUGAAGAAGGUGAUGAGCUAAAUGCUGCCAGUCAGGACUGCUUGUCAACCACGUGCCAGGACAAAGUCUCAGAGCUGCAAAGUAAAUUGCAGUUGACACUGAAGGAGAAAGAUCAAGUCUGUGAUAGUCUUGCAAUGCUGAGAGAACAGCUGAAGGAGACCAGGCAAGAACUGCUGAAAGAAAAACGUGAUUACACUGUUUUAAUGGCCGAGACGGUGCAGCAAAAGAUGAUGCUGAGAAAAUAUAACAGAGUGUCUCAGUUUGCUGUGGAGGAAUUUGAAGCCUUACAGGACAGCUUGAACCUGGAGCGGGGCUUGAGAGAGGGGCCGGAGAACUUUGCCAGAGCAAUGCUUGUUGAGCAAAAGAUGCUGAAGAGACGGAGCCAGGUCCCGACGCAGAGCUCCGCUCUACAGGAGGCACUUAGCCAGGUUACAUCACUGACCACGGAUUUGGAAACCUUAAGGCAGGAGCACCGGAGCGAGAUAAAGCAACUGGAGGCCAAUUUGAGUCGCUGUAAGGCGCUAAAGGCGCCGACAGCCGCGAGGUGUAAACUUGAGCUUGUGGAGGAGGAGAAGCGGGAGUGCAGUGCCAAGUGCUCCGAGGCCCAAGCGGAGGUCAAGGAUCUGAGGUUUACGGUGGAAGAGCUUGAAAAGAAACUGCAAACGUUUACCGACCCACCACGUCCUCCAGUACCGACAUGUCUACCUCCGCCUCCGCCACCUCUUCCACCCUCAGCAGCCUUCAAUCCACUCAGCUCCCUGCUGUCAUUGAUCAGAAAGAGACAAAACAGCAGUGAUAUUCCACUUGUGGUCCACAAUUCUGACAAGACAACAGAAGUGGAUCUCAGGCAGCAGGCAGUCGAGGAAAUGAUGAACAGGAUCAAGAAAGGGGUUCAGCUUCGGCCUGUCAGCCAGAGACCAAGUAACAGGAGACAUAUGGAGAGGAUGCCCACAAAUUCUGCCUUCAAGGAACUUAAAGCAAUCGUGGGGAAUUUUGACCAGGCCGUUUCUCAACCAAAAAAGUCCUCUUUAUCAUCCCAAGAUGACGAACUGCAGAAAAUCCUUCUGAGACGCCGUGACGUACUGGAAGCCCCAAACGCCUCUUAGGGCAGUGAUCCUCACAGUGUGGUCAUACUACCACUAGUGGUACACAGGCUCACUCUCAUGGCACAUGAAAAGAAUCACUGCCCGUGUACACUUCAUUCUCAUUAUAAAAUGUUCUUAUAUUUUGGUGCAUAAUAUUACACUGACUUCCAAUAAUAUUACUCUCAUGAACACUUGGACCGACCACGUUACUGGUUUUUAAUGUUGGUCAUGGUGAUGGUACAAAUGCACUUAGUAUUUUUUAAGUGAUACUAACUGUUAUAGGUUUGAGAAAGACUGCCUUCGGGUAUUACGUGAUUUUAGAUUUUCUUUUGGUCUGUUUUUGAGAAGUUUUCCUUCCAGACAAUAAACGACUAUAAACACCAUAAUAUUUAGGGAUGCACAAACUGUAAAUGGUGCGCAGUGAAUGUGAAAAUAAAUCAUGCAUGACAGAGAAGCAAGAGUGGCCUAUUUGUGUUCCCCUGCUAUUCGCAUGGAUAGGGACCGAGCUCUGCCACCAAUAACAAAUAUC
Messenger RNA from Phycodurus eques (leafy seadragon), 2115 nucleotides. RefSeq names its product shootin 1 (gene shtn1). The coding region runs from base 165 to 1607 and encodes 480 amino acids. The record is from RefSeq and is a predicted model, not a curated record. The transcript is spliced from 14 exons. Lineage: Eukaryota; Metazoa; Chordata; Actinopteri; Syngnathiformes; Syngnathidae.